Cygnus atratus (black swan) is the source of this 2438-nucleotide messenger RNA. It is a transcript of the gene ST6GALNAC6, whose product is annotated as ST6 N-acetylgalactosaminide alpha-2,6-sialyltransferase 6. NCBI's taxonomy places the organism in Eukaryota, Metazoa, Chordata, Aves, Anseriformes, Anatidae. Gene Ontology annotation, biological process: oligosaccharide metabolic process; ganglioside biosynthetic process. The record is from RefSeq and is a predicted model, not a curated record. Gene Ontology annotation, molecular function: alpha-N-acetylgalactosaminide alpha-2,6-sialyltransferase activity. Bases 314 to 1390 code for a protein of 358 amino acids. The transcript has 6 exons.
GAGCCCCGGGAGCGCGCAGCAGCGGCGGCGGCGGCGCAGUGCGCAGCGGAGCGGGCGGUCCGUCGGGCUGUCCGUCGGUCGGUCCGUCGGGCUGUCGGUCCGUCCGCCGGUCGCAAUGUGACCCCGGGUGCCACCAUGGCCCUGGCGCCGGCUGGAGGGGCCCGGCAGCACCCCGCAGCUCGGGGGGCGCGCGGGGAGGAGGAGGCGGACGAGGCCCCCCCGGCACCGCUCGCCGCCCGCUGCAGAUGAACGCCCUGGGCCAGGUGCUCGCAGGACGCCAGCGAUCGCUCUGCGCUGAGGCCGGCCGGGAGACAUGAGCGGCAGCACGAGCCAGCGCGCCGCCGUCUUCGUGGUCCUCUUUGCCCUGCUCAUGCUGCUGAUCAUCUACAGCUCCAGCAACGGGACCGAGGUCUUCCCCUACGGCGCCCUGCGGGGCCGAGCCCGCCGGCCCCCCGACCUGCGGCGAUGGGGGGUGAGCAGUGGGUACCUGCCCGUCUCCGGGAACAAGAGCCUGACUUCCCACUGCCACCAGUGCGUCAUCGUCACCAGCUCCAGCCACCUCCUGGGCACCCGCCUGGGCGCUGAGAUCGACCAGGCCGAGUGCGCCAUCCGCAUGAACGACGCCCCCACCACCGGCUACGAGGCGGACGUGGGCAACAAGACCACGUUCCGUGUGGUGGCCCACUCCAGCGUCUACCGCGUGCUCAAGCGGCCCCAGGAGUUUGUCAACAAGACCCCGGAGACCAUCUUCAUCUUCUGGGGGCCUCCCGCCAAGAUGCAGAAGAGCCUGCUGAAGAUCAUCCAGCGCGUCAGCGCGUCCUUCCCCAACAUGACGGCCUAUGUCGUGUCCCCCGGUCGCAUGAAGCAGUUCGAUGAGCUGUUCCGGGGGGAGACGGGGAAGGACAGGUACCUCGGAGCCACCGCCGGCACAUUGUCCCCUCUGUCGGUGGCCAGCAGGUCCCCAAGCAGGGCCAGCUCCCGGGGCUGCUCCAUGGGGUUGGCUGCGGUGUCGGACUGGGGGGCUCGGGAGGGUUUGGGGGGGGGUCACCAUCUCUUCAUCGUGCCCCGUUUCUCCCCCGUGCCGUGCCCCAGGGAGAAGUCACGCUCGUGGCUCAGCACGGGCUGGUUCACCAUGGUGAUCGCGGUGGAGCUGUGCGACACCGUCCACGUCUACGGCAUGGUGCCCCCCAACUACUGCAGCCGGCGGCCGCAGCCCCGCCGCAUGGCCUACCACUACUACGAGCCCAAGGGCCCCGACGAGUGCACCACCUACAUCCACAACGAGCGCAGCCGCCGGGGCAACCACCACCGCUUCAUCACGGAGAAGCGCGUCUUCGCCAGCUGGGCCGGCCUCUACAACAUCACCUUCUCCCACCCCGCCUGGCCCUAGGGCGGCCGUGCCGAGCGGGGACCCUUGGGAACAGGGACGAGGUCUCCUUGGGAUGGGGUCUCUUUGGGACGGGAUCCCCUUGGGACAGGGUCUGGGCCACGCCGUGCACCCCGGGGCUGAUGGAGCCAUCGGGGACCGCCUGCCACCGCUGUGCCCAUGGGCUCUGCGUGCCCGUGGUGUGAAGGGUUUUGGGGUGGCGUGUCCCCUCCCAUGGGACAGCAGGCAGGGGAGCCGUGGGGGCAUCGCACGGGGGUUAAAUCCUGCACAGACCCAGCUCCAAACCUCCCCGGCUGCCUCGCAGCCCACCACCCUGCGAGCACACCCGGGGGCGCUCCGGGUGCACCGUACGGGUCACAUUGCUUUCACGGCAAAAUUUUGGGACCCCCCCUGUUCUGCUCCCCUCUGCCAUCCCCUGCACUGCCAGCCCCAGCACCCCAGCACAAAUCCUGACGUUUUCAGUGGCAUCGCCCCCAUAGGGGGGUCCCUGCCCUGCCACCCAGGUAAGGAUCUACCCACGGGGUGCCCACCCCAAAAACCCCUGGCCCCGUGCUUGCUGCGGGGAGGCUGGGGCCACACUGCCAAAACCUUUUCUAUCGGCACCAUGGGAAUUUGGGGGCUUUGUUUUUUGCUUUUUUCUCCCCCCCCCCCCCGUCCUGGUCCCAGUGUCUGUACUCGUUUUCCCUCCCUGAGGCUGACCAGCGGGGCCGCGGGAGCCGUCCAUCGUUUAUUCACCGCUCAUGAACUAUUCAGGAGCUGGUGCAUGGUGGCUGGGGGGGGGGCAGCAGGCUGGGGGGGGGGCUGUUAUUUAUCUCCUGGCGGUGGAAAAUUGGGGGAAAAUCUCUCAAUCUGGUGUGUUUGGGUGCUGAGCCCCAGCAGAGCGCGGCGCUGUGCCUCAGUUUCCCUGGGGCCGUGGCAGCGGGGGGGGGGGGCCGCGCACCCCCUGUGCUGUCGGGGUUACACCCGGGGGGGGGGGGAGCUCAGCCCCUCGGGGGGGUCACCCCCGCGUUUUGUAGUGAUUUGUACAGAAUAAACCUUGCUGCAGUCUGUU